Trichomycterus rosablanca is the source of this 2989-nucleotide messenger RNA. It is a transcript of the gene nuak2, whose product is annotated as NUAK family, SNF1-like kinase, 2. The coding region runs from base 132 to 1919 and encodes 595 amino acids. Gene Ontology annotation, molecular function: ATP binding; protein serine/threonine kinase activity. NCBI's taxonomy places the organism in Eukaryota, Metazoa, Chordata, Actinopteri, Siluriformes, Trichomycteridae. The transcript has 6 exons. Gene Ontology annotation, biological process: protein phosphorylation; intracellular signal transduction. The record is from RefSeq and is a predicted model, not a curated record. Gene Ontology annotation, cellular component: cytoplasm.
UAUUAUUAAAUGAGAUUAAGUUUCUGGAUCUGUUAAGUUGAUCGGAUUUGAUCUGCUCUGCAGGAUCCCGGGUGAGAUCUGAUCACUGCUGCGCUCCUCUGAUCAGAUCCGAUCCCAGCAGGUGCUGAAACAUGGACCCGAUGGAUUCGGGAAGCGGAGCGGAGGUCCCGGCGGCUCUGGGUGAGGAUCAUACCGAGCGGAAGUGCUCCUCUCCCGGUAAGAGACACGCAGUGAAGCGGCACCUCCACAAACACAACCUGAAGCACCGCUACGACUUCCUGCAGACUCUCGGUAAGGGCACGUACGGAAAAGUCAAGAAAGCGGUGGAUCCAAGCGGCAAACCGGUGGCCAUCAAGUCCAUAAAGAAGGAAAAUAUAAAAGAUGAGCAGGACCUGAUCCACAUCAGGAGAGAGAUCGAGAUCAUGUCGUCCCUCAAUCACCCCUACAUCAUCACCAUAUACGAAGUGUUCGAGAAUAAGGACAAGAUCGUGAUCGUGAUGGAGUACGCCAGCAAGGGAGAUUUAUUUGACUACAUCAGUGAGAGACAGAUCAGCGAGAGAGAAGCGCGACACGUCUUCAGACAGAUCGUCUCUGCUGUACACUACUGCCAUCAGAACGGCAUCGUGCACAGAGACCUGAAGCUGGAGAACAUCCUGCUGGAUGCCAACGGAGACGUCAAGAUCGCAGAUUUCGGGCUCUCUAACCUGUACCGGAGGGACGAGUACCUGCGGACGUUCUGCGGGAGCCCCCUGUACGCCUCUCCGGAGAUCGUGAACGGGAGGCCGUACCGAGGGCCGGAGGUGGACAGCUGGUCUCUGGGGGUUCUCCUGUACGCGCUGGUGCACGGCGCCAUGCCCUUCGACGGCCACAACUACAAGAGCCUGGUGCGGCAGAUCAGCACGGGCGACUACCGCAAACCCGCCAAAGGAUCGGACGCGUCCGGUUUGAUCCGCUGGAUGCUGAUGGUGAACCCCGAGCGCAGAGCCACUCUGGAGGAAAUCGCCUGUCACUGGUGGCUAAACUGGGGUUACCAGCGCCCCCUCCUGCCCGAAAAUGAGAAAACUGAGGUGACCACGGAACCCGCGACCUCCCACCCGGCGCAGACGCAAACGAGCGGCGCCACACGCAUCGCAGACUGGCUUCGACGAACCUCCCGCCCCCUGCUGCACAGCGGCUCCAAAAUGCGCUGCCUUCUGCGUACAGGAGGGGGCGCCGCCGGAGACGCCACGGUCACCCGCCAGCGCUCCAUCCGCAGGUCGCGCAAAGAGAACAACAUGAGCCAGAGCACGCAGGAGAACACCGCGCCCAGGCCCUUCAAAGGGAUCCUGAAGAAACGCGGGAGUCUGAAGCAGAAGCUGAGCGCCGAAGCGCAGGCUCCGCCCCUGGAGGAGAAAACCACCAACCCCUCGGUGGCGCCAGCUGCAGUCCUGCCUCCGGUUCCAGCGCCACGUAAGGGAAUCCUCAAGAAGCCGGUGGAGAGGGAGCGGGAGUCCGGUUACUACUCAUCAUCCACCGACAGCAGCGACUCCGCCCCGACGCCGCAGCCUGAACCGCGCGCCCUGACGCCGCCCCGGCGGAAAGGAAUCCUCAAGCGGAACGGGAAGUUCUCCUCCGGCGGUCUGCAGGAAUUCGGAUCUCUGGACCAGCUGGCGGCGUCCCUACCGUCCGGCGGCACCAGAUUACGGCCCGGCGGCGCCAUCAGCGAGGACAGCAUCCUCUCCUCAGAAUCCUUCGACCGGCUGGAUCUACCUGAUCGCCACCAGCCAGCCGGAAAGGUGGAGGAGCCAGCAGGGGGCGGGGUGGCGAUGCGCGUCUGCGUCUCGGCCGAUAACCUCCUGGACAUGGAGAGCAGGGAGAGUCUCUGGGACGCCGACACAGCGAGAGGAAGCAUGUUCUCCAUCACGGAAUGUGGAAGCUGACGUGACGUCGAGAUGUGACGUGUUUUUGUCGUGUCGUGUUCCGGUUCAGCGCUCUAGAUCCAGAUCCAGACUGAGGUUCUGCACUAGUGGAGAACCUAGUGGAGGUCUAGUGGAGCACUGAGGACUUGCUGGUGUCUGGUGGUGCUUUCAGGGUUCAGAGGAACAAAGAACUUAAAGACUCUGUUUAUUGAUGCGUUUUUCUAGUGUGGUGCCAAAAAUAGUUUAGGAAAGAGGGAAAAGGGAUUGUUAUAGUUCUAAACGUUGAAGAGUGAACGUCCUGACGUGCCAAGCAGCCGUUCUUAGAGAGGUUCUUCUCCUCUGAGCGGCUUUUAUCAUUUCUGGACUUUUUAGGUUAAAACUUUGAUAUUCUGCACUUUAUUUUGUGAGAUAAAUAGAAUUAAAAAAAGGAACCAAAGCCGUGUACGGAACAAUGAGCAGCAGCAGGUAAAGACCCGAGAGCAUCAGCAGGUUGAGACGAGGUGAGUUUGGUUGGUUAAUGAUUCAUCUCUCUAACAGACUCUUAUCAGUCUGACCUGCCGCUGGAACUUCAGACGUGAUCGUUUGACUUAUUUAUUGCUGUAUGAAUUUACUGUUUCCAGACGAACACGGUGGAGAUCUGAGCGGCCGCAGGAACGUCUGAACCUCGUUUAAAGGAAGCGCAGGUUUGAAUCUUUCUGCUGAUCAAACCUGCACCAGUUCAGAUUCACCUGAUAAACCAAACGUACCUUUCAGCUGUUUUAGUGCUGAAGAACCAGCGAAAUAAAUCAGUUUCUAUAGGAGCAGUGGCUCAGUGGUUGAGGUGCAGGACUAGUGAUCAGAAGGUCGCUGGUUCAAGCCCUGAUGCUGCCAAUUUGGCACCUUUGCACUCCAUUCAGUCACAUUUAUAAGUCGUUUUGGAUAACAGGGUAAUAAAUACUGACGUGCCUUUUAUUUCUUUUCUGCUGUGAACGUUUACUGCACAACGUUUGGUUUAUUUCAGCUCAAACUGGAACAUGAAUGAACUCUGACUGUGACGUUUGGUUCUAAUUUUACUGUGAUUAUAAGCAGAAUAAACACCAGUACAGCUCUGA